AUGUGUUCCUGUUUUUGAAAUGGAAGUGUUCUGGACUUAGUCUUCGAGCUUGCUCAGGCUGUUGUCGUAUGGACUGAGAUUGGGGAUUGCAGCUCCCACAUUUCUGAUAUCCCAGGCUCUAGUAAUGGUGAACGUAAGUAGAGAAAAGGCAAGAGAUGGUACAUAAUAAUGAUGUCCCCAAUCCUGUGUCGCUUGUCCCAGGCCUGUCCGAGAUCCAUCCUAAUCUCUCAGCACCAUGUCGGAUAGCGAUCUAGGCGAGGAUGAAGGCCUCCUCUCCCUGGCAGGCAAGAGGAAGCGCAGGGGGAACCUGCCCAAGGAAUCCGUGAAGAUCCUUCGGGACUGGCUGUACCUGCACCGCUACAAUGCCUACCCCUCCGAGCAGGAGAAGCUGAGCCUUUCUGGACAGACCAACCUGUCAGUGCUACAGAUAUGUAACUGGUUCAUUAAUGCCCGGCGGCGACUUCUCCCAGACAUGCUUCGGAAGGACGGCAAAGACCCCAAUCAGUUCACCAUUUCUCGUCGCGGAGGCAAGACUUCAGAUGUGGCCCUCCCCCGUGGCAACAGCCCGUCAGUGCUGGCUGUGUCGGUACCGGCCCCCACCAAUGUGUUGUCCUUGUCUGUGUGCUCCAUGCCGCUCCCCUCAGGCCAGGGGGACAAGCCAGCAGCUGCCUUUCCACAGGGGGAGCUGGAGCCCCCCAAGGCCCUGGUUACCCCUAGUAGCACCCUCACUCUGCUGACCAGGGCCGAGGCUGGAAGCCCCACAGGUGGACUUUUCAACACACCCCCACCCACGCCCCCAGAGCAGGACAAGGAGGACUUUAGCAGCUUCCAGCUGCUGGUGGAGGUGGCACUCCAGAGGGCUGCUGAGAUGGAGCUGCAGAAGCAGCAGGACCCAUCACCCCCGUUGCUGCACACUCCCAUCCCUUUAGUCUCUGAAAACCCCAAGUAGGCAUCCACCAGCAGGGGUGUAUGAGGCUCAAGCCAGCUGCCCUGGGUUUCCAUUUUGGGUUCCCUUCCAUACAUACAGAGGGUUUUCUAUGGAUCACUGCCAGCCAUCCGGAUCAGUUCCUCUGUCCAGAGGUCUUAAGCAGGAAGACACCAGCUGGUGUCGCUGCACUGUGAUGGGGACCUCUCCCCUGCUGACCGCCUUUUCUCUGGGCCUCCUCCCAGUGAUGAGACCGAGAGCUGGGAUACAGUCAUGGUGCUGCUGCUGCUGCUGCUGCUUCUCCAGAGAAUUCCUGGGACACCUUCAUGCCAGCCUAGUCUCCUGGGCUGGGCUCAGGAAACCUGCCAAGUUCAGACCUCUGCUGGGUCCAAGCCGCCCCUGAGCUGAGCCUCUUUCUGUCAAGCCAGGUGGGGACAUUGCAAGUUCUUAAGUGUGAACAAGAGAAAAGCGAAACCCAGCAGACACAACCGAACCGACUCCAGUUGAAUGUUUGGAUUUUUGCUAACCUGUUUAUUUUCCCCUUUUUGCUGUGGUUGGG
Messenger RNA from Tupaia belangeri chinensis (Chinese tree shrew), 1484 nucleotides. RefSeq names its product TGFB induced factor homeobox 2 (gene TGIF2). Gene Ontology annotation, molecular function: DNA binding. Lineage: Eukaryota; Metazoa; Chordata; Mammalia; Scandentia; Tupaiidae. Bases 236 to 949 code for a protein of 237 amino acids. Gene Ontology annotation, biological process: regulation of DNA-templated transcription. The record is from RefSeq and is a predicted model, not a curated record. The transcript has 2 exons.